Molecule: messenger RNA, 1060 nt
Organism: Trachemys scripta elegans
Lineage: Eukaryota; Metazoa; Chordata; Testudines; Emydidae
Product: glioma pathogenesis-related protein 1-like
Exons: 6
Coding region: 76-870 (264 amino acids)
Cellular component (GO): extracellular region
Source: RefSeq, a predicted model, not a curated record
GAAGUUGACUGGGGCCGCGCCAGGCGCCGGGUAGAGGCCGCCUGCGACUGCAGCCUCGCUCGGACCGGCGGCGCCAUGCGGCUCUGGCUGCUGGCCGUGCUGGGGCUGGGAGUGCUGGCGGAUGUGUGCCGCGCACGGCGCAGGCCGGUCCUGCCGAUCAUCACCAACAAGACGUUCAUCGACGCGUGCGUCCGGGAGCACAACAAGCACCGCACCGCCGUCCGGCCCGCUGCCGCCAACAUGCUCUACAUGACUUGGGAUGCAGCUUUAGCACGGACUGCCAGGGCAUGGGCAAAAAAAUGCCUUUUUAAACAUAGUCCAUAUUUAACAGAAAAAUUUAUGUCCCAUCCUCAUUAUGGGCAUGUUGGAGAAAAUAUCUGGACUGGACAUUACGGGUUAUUUGGUGUCACUGAAGCCAUCAAAUUAUGGACCGAUGAAGUCCAGCACUACAAUCUUCAGACUAACAAGUGUACUAAAACAUGUGGUCAUUAUACUCAGGUUGUUUGGGAUAAUUCUCAUAAGGUGGGCUGUGCUGUUGUUUUUUGUCGUAUAGCUGCAGGAAUAAGAGAUGCGGCACAUUUUGUAUGCAACUAUGUACCAAGCGGCAAUUACCCAAGAAAACCUUAUAAAGCAGGAUCAUCAUGUAGUCUGUGCUCAAAAGAGGACACCUGUGUGGACAAUCUAUGUAGAAAUCCAAAACGUGAUAAAAUUAUACGUUACACAAGAUGGUAUCCACCCUGGGAGAAUAGGAUCGUAUGUGACGAGUCCUGUAUUGCUGUUGUGGUUUUAAGACCAUCACUGAUGUUAUUGGCUUUUCUAAUUGUUUUUCUUAUGCAGAAGCGUUAUUCAAAUAUGAGUAUAUCUAAAUAAUCUAUUUGAAAUAUAUAUUUCAUAAAAAGUUAUGACAAGUCCUUAAAAGAUUAAUAUCACACCCACCUGUUAAUCAAGAGAAUUCUCUUGAUUGAUGUUUUUACAGUGAAUUUGAUCAUUUAAAAAAACAUAUCAUAAAGUGCUGUGGAUGUUUAAUGGGUUAUAAAGAGUAAAUUAUUUUUAUGCUAAG